Rhea pennata is the source of this 3306-nucleotide messenger RNA. RefSeq names its product rhophilin Rho GTPase binding protein 2 (gene RHPN2). The record is from RefSeq and is a predicted model, not a curated record. Gene Ontology annotation, biological process: negative regulation of stress fiber assembly; signal transduction. The coding region runs from base 36 to 2078 and encodes 680 amino acids. NCBI's taxonomy places the organism in Eukaryota, Metazoa, Chordata, Aves, Rheiformes, Rheidae. Gene Ontology annotation, molecular function: protein binding. The transcript is spliced from 15 exons.
GCUCCGCUGCGCGGCCGCGGCCCGCUCGCGCGGAGAUGACGGACGCCCUGCGCGCCCCCGGCCGCCCCCCGGCCGCGGACAGCUACUUCCGCAAGGGAUGUAAUCCUCUUGCUGAGACGGGUCGAAGCAAACUACAAAAUCAAAGAGCUGUUCUAAACCAACAGAUCUUAAAAGCAGUGAGACUGAGAGCUGGUGCUGAAAAUCUUUUACGAGCUACCACCAACAACAAAGUACGAGAACAGGUACUACUGGAACUGAGUUUUGUAAACUCAGACCUGCAGAUCUUAAAGGAGGAAUUAGAAGGACUUAAUAUCUCAGUAGAGGUUUAUCAAAAUACAGAAGAGACUUUCAGCAUUCCCUUGAUACCUCUUGGCCUGAAGGAAACCAAAGAAAUAGACUUUACAGUCUCUCUCAAGGACUUUAUUCUGGAACAUUAUAGCAAAGAUGGUUCUGAGUAUGAAGAUGAAAUAGCAGAUCUCAUGGAUCUAAGACAAGCCUGCCGUACUCCCAGCCGAGAUGAAGCUGGUAUUGAGAUGCUGAUCAGCUAUUUUCUUCAACUUGGUUAUGUAGAAAGCAGAUUUUUUCCACCCACCAGGUAUAUGGGGAUCUUAUUUACAUGGUACGAUUCCUUCACAGGCGUCCCGGUGUGCCAGCAAAACCUGCUGCUUGAGAAAGCAAGUAUUUUAUUUAAUAUUGGAGCCCUCUAUACCCAGAUUGGCACAAGAUGCAACCGUCAGACCAAGACUGGGCUUGAAAAUGCAGUUGACGCUUUUCAGAGAGCAGCAGGAGUCCUGAGCUACUUAAAGGAUACUUUUACUCACACACCAAGUUAUGACAUGAGCCCAGCUAUGCUGAAUGUACUAGUCAAAAUGAUGCUUGCUCAAGCUCAAGAGUGUGUCUUCGAGCAGAUCUGUCUCCCUGGAAUAUGCAAUGAGUUUUUCACACUAGUGAAAAUGACACAGGAAGUUGCAAAGGUCGGAGAGGUUUACAUGCUGGUUAAUGCUGCAAUGAAUCAGGAACCAGUCAAGGAGAAUAUCCCUUAUUCCUGGUCUAAACUGGCACAAAUAAAAUCAGACCAUUACAGAGCUCUAGCGCAUUACUUCAUUGCCACCAUCCUGUGUGACCAUGAGUUGCAGUCCAGUGAUGAUGAAGAUCAGCAGGAGAAAGCCUUGUCCCAGUUGUAUGACCACAUGCCAGAAGGGCUGAUGGUUCUCACCAUUUUAAAGGACAAAGUUCAGAGAAAGCAAUUAGGGAAAGCUCAUUUACGCAAAUCCAUUGUUUACCAUGAAGAAGCUCUAAGAGUCUGUAGUUUGUGCAAAAAACUUCGAAACAUUGAUAUACUUCAAGAGGUCCUGACAGCUGCACACAAGCGCUCACUUCUCAAAUAUUCUCAGCAGGAGAAGGAAGAUGACUUCCUCAGUCUAAUGCAAGCUCCAGAUAUACUUCCUAAAACAGAGCAUAAAGUAGAAACAGUUGCUCCUCAGUUUUCCAAAGUGAAAGUUAAAGACUUCUUUCACAAGCUGGGCCCGCUGUCCGUGUUCUCAGCCAAGCAGAGGUGGACAGCGCCGUGUGCCAUUCGCUUCCGCUGUGAAGCAGGGGAGCUAGGAUUCAGUCUUAAAGGAGGCUCGCCAGUACAGACUUACUGUCUUGAUCCAGUUUGUUCUGCAGCAUUGAUGGGCCUAAAAGAAGGUGACUACAUUGUUUCAGUUGGUGGUGUGGAUUGCAAAUGGCUUGGAGUGAAUGAGGUGCUGGAAAAAUUCAAAAGCAUGGGAGAGCAGCACAUUGAGAUUGAGGUUAUCAGUUCUCAAGAUACAACAGCUUCUAUGCAUAGUAAGAGUGCAACUUACUCUGUGGGAAUGCAGAAGACUUACUCCCUAAUCUGUUUAGCCAUGGAAGAAGAUAAGAUUGAUCAGACCAAGAAAGCCCCACCAAAACUGCCUUUUCUAAGUUGGGGAACUAAAAAUAGACAGAAAGCUGCAAGUACUCUCUGCCUUCCUUCAGCUGUGGCUGGAAGUUCUCAGAUAAAGAAAAAGCUUUCUCCCUUCACACUCCUGAAUACAGAAAGUUCAUUAUACUGAAUCUUCCAGAAGGAUCCGUUUAACAUGAAGUUAUUCAUAAAAUGUAUAUAAAAAAAAAAAUACAUUGAUGUCAUCUUUAUAUACACAUUUGUAAAUUCAGACAAAUGUUGCCUUCGCUUACUGAGUAUUUGAACCACUAUAAAGGUCAGAUGCUGCCAAAAACUCUAAACCUCACAUUUAAAGUUUUAAGAUCUAAACAAAGUGGUUUGGGAGGUAUUAUAUAAGUUACUUAGAUGGGGACUGGAUUCCUUUGAAUUUCAACAUAUUCUAUAAUAACUAAUUUUAUGGCUAUUAUAGAUGGGAGUUAUUUAUUACAAACUUUGAUGCUGCAUGCAGAAUAAGGUACACUUUGAAGGAUAAUUUCACUGUAAAAGUUUAGAAUUUAUAAUAAAUCACUUAAACUACUUUAAAUAAUGAUCUUAAGGACAAACAGCACUGGAGAAAUGUUAUUCAGAGACUAGCCUUGUGCCAAGGGGAGCGUAAUGCAACUCUUUUUAUGCGUAGACAUGGUCUUUGGGACUACUAAAUGGAUUCUGUUAAAUAGUUGUUAAUUUCACUCUGCUAAAGAAUUAGAAGGCUUAAAAGUCAGAAGAUCUUUUCAACUACAAAAGGCUUUGACUCUGCUCUCUCUCUGAUCUGGUUACAUUUUUAAUGCCUGCUUAUUCCAUUGUUAAAAACAGGCUUUAUUCCAAACUUGAAAUUAUUUAGCCUGCUUAAUUAAAGAUUUGUAUUUCAUUAGUCUGGCUAAAAUUGAUAAUGUAGAACAAAUCUCAAAACUGAAGUAUUCCAAUUCUGAAAUAUUAAUCCAAAGUACAUAAACUGUGGUGAUACUCUUAAAACAUGAGAAAACAGUGCCUGGAAGUCUUAAGUGGUAGAGUAUUUAUUAGAGGGCCAAGUACAAACCUUAAGAGACACAAAAUUCUCCCCUUGGAACAAUUUAUGAGGAAUUAUUGGCUACAUCUAUUAAAAAUAAUUAAAAGAAGGCAUCAAAAGGUUGUUCAUACAGUUGCUCCUUUUUUGAGAUUCUAUUUUCUGAUUAAUUGAAAAUUGCUAACACUGUAGUGUUAGUUAAAGAUGCUAUCUACAGAGUAGAUACAUGCUGUUUGAUACUCAAAACUUAAAUAAUGGGAAAGUUUGUGCCUGGGUAUAAACUUUUAAGUUACCAUUUAGUUUCUUAUAUAACAGGUAUAAAUGUGUUAAUGACACUUAUUUAAGAAUAAAAUCAGAU